AUGAAGACCCCCUUCAUUCUCAGCUUACUGUUCAUCACCGCCUCUUCGCAAGGCCUGCUGGAUGGCCUUGGGAAGCUGCUGAACCUCGGCGGAGGCGAUAUGCAAGGCCCUCCGCCACCAGGAAGUCCUGGUCGUCAUCAUCACGGAGGCGGUGAUCAAUGGGGACCUCAAGGAGGCCCUGGGGGUUGGGGACCACCUCCAGGAGGGCCUCCACCCGGCCCUGGCGGCUGGGGAGGGCCGCCACCCGGUCAGUUUGGCGGCCAGCCCGGCGGUGGUUUCGGUGGACCACCUCCUGGUGGUCAAAACCCUGGAGUCUUGAAUAUUAACGGGCUGUUAGGAAAUGUGAUGAACGAAGUUGGAAGAGUGGUCCAGACUGGGCAUUUCGACUUACGCUCGGCUUUACAGCAUAUUACCGAGGGCACUGGAUUGGAGGGGAUUUAUGAGAAGUUAAGUUUGGCCGGAAAGAACUUCUUGGCACCGAAACCUGUGGAACGAGGAAUUCCGCCGCACGUUUUGAGGAGAAUUAUUCGGUUCUGCUCUAGACCUGAGAAUCAAGGACAUCCGAAAUGCCAGUAAGUAAAUCCGCAGUGGAAAAACGCCUGAUAACUGUAAUCUACAUAAAUUUUAGUCGAUUGUUUGCCAAUUUUUUUGGCCAAAGAAAUUUUUUGGGUCUUCAGGAAGACUAGCGCUGAUUAAUUGAUAAAUAACUUGGGAAAUAAUGGGCCAAAUUUUACAAAAGUUAUAUUUUUUAACAAAAAUGUUUCGUGUGUCUAGACACACAAAAGAUUUUCGAUAAAACCCCCUCCGGACAUAUACAAAAACAACUUCUCAAUAAAAUCUUCCUGAUAAACUCAUUUCAGAGGUCAUCCGGAAUGGCAGUCCGAUGACACCUUGCCCGAAGGGCCAGGUCAAUUCAGACUAGACUCAAUUAACGAUGUGUUCGACCUUCUCAACUUCCAGCUGCCCCCGCUUCCGCAGUUGGCGCAGCAAAACAUUUUUGCCAAUGUUCCGGAGAACCUCAAAUCCUUGGCGCCACAGCCGACCCACAAGCUGAACAAUGCGCAGAAACAGUCGAUUUUGAAUAAGUGUGCGGGCGGAAAAUGUUUGAAACAACCGGUCGAUGCGUUGAAUCGAAGAGCGUCGAUUGCUGAACAUGAGGCUUCAAUUCGAAGACUGCUGAGUCCUGGAAGGUGAGCAGAAAGGCAGUGUACUAUACAAUACAGGGGUAGACCUGAUCCAGUAGCAAAAAACGUGCCGUUUUGCAUCCGGGAAUUAUCGAAAAAAUGCAGCAAAAUACAUCCCCCUCCAAGUGAAAAAACUCCGAUUUCAAAAUCCCGCCCGCUCUUUUUGUGAGGGAAAGGGCGCGCUCAAAACGGUGUUUUUUAGUUGGAGUGGGAUGGAUGCAUUUUGAUACAUUUUUGGAUACUUCCCAGACGCAAAAUGAUACGGUUUUUGCCACUGGAUCAGACCGUCGCUGUACACAUUCAUAAUGGAACCAUUUCCAUUAUGAAUGGAAAUGGUUCCAACGUCCCUCUUCGACCUCUCGUACAACAAAACCUGUCUAUAACAAAUAAUUUCAUAGGUUCCAAAGCUAAUUUUUAGAUCAAAAUGAAACUCCUUGCAACAAAAUUUUUCUAUAACAAAACAAACAUUUUUGGUUCUUUACAAUUAGUAAUACAGAGGUUUGGUUUUGUAUUGAGAGAGAGAGAGAGUACUGGAAACAAGGAGGGUCGGCAAGACGAAAAACUUGUUUUUAAACUAUCUUCAUUGAUUUUACUUGAUAAAAAAAAUUAUUUUUUUGAGCGAUAUUGUUCUUAUCACCAAUACAGACCCUAAAAUUCUGAAACAAAAAGUUGACAAAAGUAUCCGCAAAAAUAUUGCGGAUUUGGGCCUUGAAGAGGCAUUUCGCUGCAACAAAUCCACAUUAUUUUGUACAGAGAGAGAGAGAGAGUACUGGAAAUACUGGUACACGUAACUUUUACACUGUUUUUCCAAAAUUCGGAGAAACAAUUUCUCAAUUUUUUGCUUAAAAUAAGCCGUCUUCAAUGUUUAACUCAUUCCAGGUCCCAAUCGGACAUUGACAAGGACAUUGAGACCCGGUUCGCUCGAACUCAUCAACUCAAAAAGGCGAUUAUGCAAAAGUCGGGUCUUGGCAAUGAAGUUGAGCCUCUGAACGACGGAGUCUUCCAAAACGACAUGUUGCUCACCACCGAGCAGGCCGAGGCGAUGAUAAAUGCCGUCAACAACGACGACCCCGGAACCGUGCCAGUUAUGCACAGUGCGGGGAAGCGAAAAAAGCGCUCAUCGCUGUUCUUUGAAGAACAGAUGGUCAAAAAGUGGCCUGGAACUGUUCCCUAUGUCUUCGACAGUAGCUUAAGUGCAUCAGAGCAGGCCACCGUGCAGAGUGCUAUUAGCGAAAUUCAGUCAAAAACUUGCAUCAGAUUCCAAAAAUUGGCAGCCAGACCUAGUGGAGCGCAUAUUUUUUAUGUGAAAUAUGACUCAAAUGCCUUGUAAGUUGUAAAUUUUGCAGUUUGAAUGAGUGUAAAAUACGUGAUGACACACAUGUCACUUUCAGCUGUGGUUUGAGCAACAUUGGACUAAACAACCUUGGAAAUCCCGUUUACUUGACGUUUGCAUGUACUGGAGUGAGUUUUAUAAUAGGUAUCGAUUCCUGUGCCCAUUAUUUUUGCGAAAUUUCGCAAUUUUUGCAGCGACGCGCCUAGGCUGCACAGCGUAAAUUAGCAGGACUUUUGCCGGAGUAAUUCAUUCAAGAUUUAAUAAAAAUUCAAUUUUUUUUCAUAAAUAUAUCGAUUUGGCCUAAAGCCCAAAUUUUCUUUUCCAAAUAUCACUUUAUUCAACUUUUUACGGCAAAAAAAUUUUGUAAAAUACGAAGUCUUUAAUCCUACCUUACAAGGGAAGUACCCCAGGUGCGACGCUCAGAUUUUCUUUAAAUUUUGCACAAACCCGCUUUGCGAGCGCCGCUGAGAAUUUGGAAUCCAAAAAAAAUCAAGAACGACCUUUGCAGCCGAGAGAGUACGCCUAACGCGGAGAGCGUUUAGAGAGAAAAACACUUUUUGAUCAUAACUUUGCUAGUUUCGUGCGGAAAAAAAUGAUUUUUUGUGGAAACAUUACUCUCUAUAGUGGAAAUAGGCAUAAAACUUUUCGCGCUGAAAUUCGGCAAAAAAAAUAAAAAUUUUCGCCGACUUUCGAUCUAAAAAUCUCGGUUGUUUCUGCAAACCGCGAGCUAGGAGUCUCGCAUAUAUUUUAAAAAAAUAUAUUCUAAAUUUGUGCCAAGUUUCAUCAAAACCUGAGCGUCGCACUUGGGGUACUUCCCCUGUAAACUAAACACUUUCUAUUUUCCCCUAAAAACCCCACUUUUUCAGCAAAACGCCAAAGGCGUUGCCAUCCACGAGACUCUUCAUGCUCUCGGCUUGGCUCACGAGCAUGUCCGCUCCGACCGAGAUGACCACAUUACCGUCAAUUGGGACAAUGUGGACCCCCAGAACUAUCAAUUCUUCGGAGUUAAUGAUGCCAAAUUGUUCUCCAGUUACGGAGUUACGUAUGACUACGGAUCAAUUAUGCAUUAUGCAAACACUAUCGCGGGAAAGCAAUAUGGCGCUAUCACAAUGACUGCGCUCAGGGACAACGGCCGAAAUGGGCCGUUGAUGGGACAGAGAAACGGGCUGAGUCAACGGGACGUCGAGGUUUUGAAUAAAAUGUAUUGUAAACCAGCGAGUAAGUCGAAUUUUUUAACGACUCUAAGCACAGGGUGGUUCAGCCGGAGCUUUCAACCUUAUUUUAAGUAUUUCUCCGCUAAUAAUGCACCAAUUUCUAUACGAUUUAUAUCAAAUUGAAGCUGAGGCACCUCGUUUUUUCUUUAUCGAAUAUGAAGGGCGCAAGUUCACGGAGACCCCCGUACUGACCUUUGACAUUUUCACUCCAAAUUUCGAGCCCAAAAUCGUUGAAAUUUGCGAGGGAAAGGUCUGAACUUCCCCCCAGCGUUCGGGAGAAUGACUAGUACAGGUCGAUAGAGCAGGUCGACUUUGGUAUAAAAAGGCAUUUUCCAGCUGAAAAAUAAGUACGGCCGACGAAAUAAUGAAAAAAAAUCACUGGACGCAACUUUUGGUCGAUUUUUCGUCGACCGUAUUUAUUUUGCAGCUGGAAAAUGCCUUUUUUACCCAAGUCGACCUGCUCUAUCCACCUGUACUAGACAUUUUCCCGAACGCUGGGGAAAGUUCAGACCAUUCCCUCGCAAGUUUCAACGAUUUUGGGCUCGAAAUUUGGAGUGAAAAUGUCAAAGGUCAGUACGGGGGUCUCCGUGAACUUGCGCCCUUCAUAUUCGAUAAAGAAAAAACGAGGUGCCUCAGCUUCAAUUUGAUAUAAAUCGUAUAGAAAUUGGUGCAUUAUUAGCGGAGAAAUACUUAAAAUAAGGUUGGAAGCUCCGACUGAACUGCCCUGUAAAUAUCCUUUAAACGGUCUAAUAGCCAUUUGCAAUAGUCUUCGUCAAAAUCAAAGCUCAAAAUUCAUUCAGUUUAUCAAUUUUACCUAGUAUAAUAUAAUUUCAAAAAAAUUUCAGCCUGUAAAGACGACAACGUUUACUGUGGAAUCUGGGCCAACCGCGGAAAAUGCAGCAACGCUCCGACUGCUUGGAUCUUCCAACAUUGCAAAAAAUCGUGCAAUUAUUGCUAA
This is a messenger RNA of Bursaphelenchus xylophilus (pine wood nematode), 4689 nucleotides long. NCBI's taxonomy places the organism in Eukaryota, Metazoa, Nematoda, Chromadorea, Rhabditida, Aphelenchoididae. The record is from the annotation of a GenBank genome assembly.